AAAAAGAAUACUAUUUAGAAAAGUUUUAGUCAAAAAUACUCACAUUCUUAAUUAUCUUUAAAAGAUUUAUUUUAAAUCGGGAUAGGAAUUAGAAAUUCAUGUCGAACUGUGAACUAGUGUUUGGAAUAAAAAAAUAAACAAUGUCCUUUAAGAGGGAUGGUGAUGAUGUUGACCAGCUUGGGGUCUUAAGAAGAAGGAGGGUUAAAGAAUUAUUUACAGAAGACAUUCCAGAGGAUGAGGCUUUGCUGACAAGCAAUGGAAGGUAUGCAUGCCUAGUGUGUGCCAACAGACCUGUGUUUGAUACAGUCAUUGUAUUGUCACAACACAGACAAGGAAAGAAACAUCAGGCUUACUUUGUGCAAUUCCAAGAGAAGAAAGAUGAGCUAGAUAUGCUGAUAAAGCAAAGAAAACAAGACCAGUAUUUGAAGGAUGGAACUACUGAUAUAAAGCAGGCCACAACAUCACAUAAAGGCCUGGGAUGCGGACACAGGUAUGACCCAAGGGUAAAGAAAAAGUUCCAGUCUCAGAAAACACGUGUAAGCCUGUCUGGUCCAUCUGAUGGUGAGACACCAUGUCAGAGCGAGGCUCAUACUGCUACUGAUAUUGCAUCACUUCCUGGAAACUCCCGUGUCAUAAUACCAUCACCAAAGGUUGCUGGAAUUUUGAAAAAGGAAUUCCCAAUAAAUGAGUCCAAAAUUGAAAAAUCUAAAGUUCUAUCCUGUUCCUCUGGUGAAUUCAAUACCAAUGAAAAAUUCAGGCAACACAUUAUGGGCCAGAAGGGCCCUUUUCUUCAUGAUAAACAAUUGAAAAAUAUUUUCUCAGGUCCAACAUCAAAUAGUUUUACUCCUAUGCCAUACAAGAGAAAAGCAGCAUAUGGGGAUGAUAUUCAGUGUAAAUCUAAACAAACAAAGGAGAGUUGUCAUAAUGCAAUAGACAAUAAUUCUAAACCUGGUUGUGCCUCUAAAACCUAUGAACAAAAUCACCAUGUGAAUGAAAUUGAUCUUACCUCAGUGUUCAAGUCGAAAAUAAAAAAGCCAACCACCCAAAAAAGCCAGGAGGACAAGAAAAGAAUUCAAGAAAAACAAGAACUGGCUGACAAAUACCUAUACUACAGGGGUGGGGGAUGGAAGAAAAACUGGAAGGGAGAGUGGAUCAAGGAUGAAGAUGUGGAGUUUGACUCUGAUGAAGAACCACCAGAUCUUCCAUAGACUCACAUUUUGUAUAGAUGUUUUACUGGAUCAAACCCAAAAUAAAAUGUUUUACAA
This is a messenger RNA of Magallana angulata, 1265 nucleotides long. Its product is annotated as sodium channel modifier 1-like. Gene Ontology annotation, cellular component: nucleus. Bases 141 to 1208 code for a protein of 355 amino acids. Gene Ontology annotation, biological process: RNA splicing. The record is from RefSeq and is a predicted model, not a curated record. The transcript is spliced from 6 exons. NCBI's taxonomy places the organism in Eukaryota, Metazoa, Mollusca, Bivalvia, Ostreida, Ostreidae.